GCGACGGAGUCCUGUGUUUGAAAUCGAAAUAGGAGUAGUACCAUGCGGCUGGAAGUGCCUUGAAUCGAGCUUUCCGGUUUUUGAUUUGAAUCUAGACAAGAUGAAGAUAUUUUUCGGAAUUUUUGCUGUUGUUUUAGUGAUCAAAUUAGUUGCAAGCUCCAGUUGUAAGAAGAUAUCUGAACUGGCGGCUUUAGAAGAUGGUGGCACAGUUGUGGAGACAACAUCAAAAAUGCUGACAGGCACAUGGAUUUCAGAAGGAUGUGAAACACGUCCAGGUCCAGAAUACGUCAUCAGAUCUUACACCUUCGAAGAAAAUGGAAAUGCCUUCUUGGUGCAACACCAUUAUUCGGACGAUUCCUGCAGUUCGCCUCAGUUAACUGUUCUCUCGUACGGGCGUUUGCAACUUCGAGACUCUUUCGUACAACCCCAAGCGGCAUCUGGUACCUACAAAAUCCAAAAUAUAUCUGUUAUUCCUCAAGAUACCAACGCAGCGAAGGAGCUAGACAGAACUGUGUCUUUAGAAUGUCCUGGACAAUAUUGGAAGUUGUGGAGAAAAUACGAAGAACACAUUGUAUACGAUGCUCGUUAUGACGAAAAGAAAACUUUUAAUCUAUGGAUGUCAACUGACAAUAACAAUCAUCACGCAGCGAACAGUCGUGGAGGAAAUGUACGUUUUAGCGAUAUCAACUGCUUGGGAUCAUUAAAGUGGGCAUUUACUGAACUCAAAUUACUCAAAGUUCAAUUAAGACCACUGGCGGAUCAAAUUAAGAAGUAUCCAAGACAAGUAAAAAUGGAACUUCUACUCGGUGACAUCCACACGAACUACCGCUUACGCCAGUACCAUAAACCCACAAGCUUCCAAGUCCCUCUGAUAAAGCAAAUUAAAGAACCCGUCACAGUUUUCCUAAAUCGACACUCUUACACGGUCAAGGACGCCCACGUUAUACCCCAAAACCUCUUCACCAACCCACGAACGCCUCCACAUUUACUGGAAAAACCUCAUUUGCCACCUUACAUCUGGGGGGAGUGGACUUCCACUAGAUGCGAAUCCAGACCGAUGGGUCUCUACCUCACCAGAACCUUCUCUUUCUACUCAGAGGAUCAGACUUGGAUCGGAGAGCAUAAGUUCUAUUCAGAUCCGUUCUGCAAGAUUGAGAAAUUCACUGUGACAGCAGCAGGUCGUUUUAUGUUAGGUGAUCAGAACAAAGAGUUAAAGAGCGCCACCAACAUCGACUUCUCAAUUGAGAGAGCCAGUUUAAUGGUGAUCGAUGAGAAAAUGAUUUACGAUAUGAGACUUCCUGGGCUCUGUGGUUUGGAUGAGUGGGAAGUAAACGUACCCAAAGAGCUUUCAACUACGGGAGGAUGUCCUCAGCUGGGAAUAACCCUUCCUUCUAUCUUACAUGAUAUAUUAAAGAUAGAAAUGGAUUAUAAAGGAGCGAUAUUAUUAUUUUUAGGACAAGUUAAGACUGAUAUUUUUAAUACUGCGUCGGAUGGAAGUCUUAGGCCGUCGGCUUUUCAACUCCCUCUCAUGAAAUGCGGGGAAGUACCGGCGUAUUCUCAAGGGCUUAGAGACUUUUUGGAUGAUCAAUUUGGUAGUUUUAAUACUGGUACGAACAGUAACAAAAUUUCAUUUAUCUGGAUGUGGUGCGUGGUUAUUGCGCUGUAUGAAUAUUUUAGAGAUUAAUUUCUUCGUUAAGGCAUCAAUUAUAUUCAAGGAUGGUUAGGUUAGGAAGAAAUCUAUCUGGAAAACUCUUUUAUAUAAAUGUACAUGUUACACUAGGGUCGAAAAAACCAGUGAUAAAUAGUAAAUAUGCUCUCAGGAAUAAGUAGUAGUAUUAUACGGGUAUGUAAUUUUUUAUGAUGUAUGUUUCUGUAUUAUUCUGUUAUAGUCUAUAAAAUGAAUAACUUUGAAUUUUGACCGUUAUUUUUUAC
This is a messenger RNA of Sitophilus oryzae (rice weevil), 1932 nucleotides long. RefSeq names its product protein APCDD1-like. Lineage: Eukaryota; Metazoa; Arthropoda; Insecta; Coleoptera; Curculionidae. Gene Ontology annotation, cellular component: plasma membrane. The coding region runs from base 101 to 1684 and encodes 527 amino acids. The record is from RefSeq and is a predicted model, not a curated record. Gene Ontology annotation, biological process: negative regulation of Wnt signaling pathway. The transcript is spliced from 6 exons. Gene Ontology annotation, molecular function: Wnt-protein binding.